AUGGUUUACAGGUGCGAAUGCAAAGGAAUAAAAAAAUGUCCGAAUUGUGGAUGCGGACACCGCAACUUAUCAAAAAGCAAAGAAUUGGCGGGAAACGGCAAAAGAAUCGAAUCCGGAGAGUUCAUCAUAGCUUACAUCGGACCAAAGAGGAGAUGGAGAAAAGCUGUCUUGAAAGCUGGGAAAUAUCACAUAGACCCCACUUUCUAUGGAAACAAGGCGAGAUUCGCAAAUCACUGUUGUGACCCAAAUGCAAUUGUGGAAAAUUGGACAAUGGACCGUGCUCCUCAAGGGUUCAAAGCGCUGGCGUUUGCAACCUGUCCACACUCUCCAAUUCACUGA
Molecule: messenger RNA, 339 nt
Organism: Caenorhabditis remanei
Lineage: Eukaryota; Metazoa; Nematoda; Chromadorea; Rhabditida; Rhabditidae
Exons: 1
Coding region: 1-339 (112 amino acids)
Molecular function (GO): protein binding
Source: RefSeq, a predicted model, not a curated record